CGGCGGGCCCGGGGGAGGGCCCUCUUUUGUGGCUGCAGUUGGCAAGAUGGCGCCCGUGGGGGUGGAGAAGAGGCUGCUGCUGGGCCCCAACGGGCCCGCGGUGGCGGCCGCCGGUGACCUGACCAGUGAGGAGGAGGAGGGCCAAAGCCUAUGGUCCUCGAUCCUGAGCGAAGUGUCCACCCGCGCCAGGUCCAAGCUACCGUCCGGCAAGAACAUCCUGGUCUUCGAUCACACACGUUGCAAUGUGUGGAUUCUGGAUGGAGACCUUUACCACAAAGGCCUGCUGAAGUUUGCAGUUUCUGCUGAUUCCUUGCCAGAAACCCUGGCCAUUUUUGUUGCAGACAUGUCUAGGCCUUGGACAGUGAUGGAAUCUCUACAGAAAUGGGCUAGUGUUUUACGUGAGCAUAUUGAUAAAAUGAAAAUUCCACCAGAGGAAAUGAGAGAAUUGGAACAGAAGUUUAUGAAAGAUUUUCAAGAUUAUGUUGAACCUGAAGAAGGUUGUCAAGGUUCCCCACAGAGAAGAGGUCCUCUGACCUCAGGCUCAGAUGAAGAAAAUGUUGCUCUGCCUCUGGGUGACAGCGUGCUGACUCAUAACCUGGGGAUCCCAGUGUUGGUGGUGUGUACAAAGUGUGAUGCAGUGAGUGUCCUGGAGAAGGAGCACGAUUACAGGGAUGAGCACUUGGACUUCAUCCAGUCACAUCUGCGGAGGUUCUGCCUCCAGUAUGGAGCUGCCUUGAUUUAUACAUCAGUGAAAGAAGAGAAAAACCUCGACUUGUUGUAUAAGUAUAUUGUUCAUAAAACAUAUGGUUUCCACUUUAACACACCUGCCUUAGUUGUGGAAAAGGAUGCAGUUUUUAUACCUGCAGGCUGGGACAAUGAAAAGAAAAUAGCUAUUUUACAUGAAAAUUUCACAACCGUAAAGCCAGAAGAUGCAUAUGAAGAUUUUAUUGUGAAACCUCCAGUGAGAAAGCUGGUCCACGACAAAGAGUUGGCAGCAGAGGAUGAGCAGGUGUUCCUAAUGAAGCAACAGUCACUCCUUGCCAAGCAGCCACCCGCACCCACGAGAGCCUCCGAAUCCCCUGCAAGAGGACCCUCUGGCUCUCCAAGGACCCAGGGUCGAGGAGGGCCAGCCAGUGUGCCUAGUGCCUCCCCAGGCACGUCAGUAAAGAAGCCGGACCCAAACAUCAAAAAUAAUGCAGCAAGUGAAGGGGUAUUGGCCAGCUUCUUCAACAGUCUGUUGAGUAAAAAAACAGGUUCUCCUGGAAGUCCUGGUGCUGGUGGCGUGCAGAGUACAGCCAAGAAGUCAGGACAAAAGACUGUGUUGUCAAACGUUCAGGAAGAACUGGAUAGAAUGACUCGAAAACCAGACUCCAUGGUAACGAACUCUUCAACAGAAAAUGAAGCCUGAUCCUCCUUAAAAGUGCAUAUGUCAAAUGACCAAAUAACUAUGUAUAUUGAUCUGCUAAGACCAGGAUUUUUGGCACAUGUUAUCAGUUUUUGGGGACAGGGGAGAUGAACUUAAAAAAAAUUCAUUGGCUUGUCCAAGUGUGAAAUGCAUUUAGGAAGGUUACAUGUCAGACCCCUUUGUUAAGGAUAACCCUUGGACUCUCAGGCAGGUGACUCUAAUGAGAAGCAAGUACAGCUGGGCUUCUUGUGGAGGGGAAGGUAGAGUGAGAGAAAGAGGGCCCACAUUCUAUCUCAGUGGAGCAAAUGAGACCAGGAAAUCAUUGACCAGAUGGUGGUUAGUCUGACCAGUUUCGUGUUAGCAAAUUCACUUGUUCUUGGGAAGCAGAUUAAGUAGCAGAAAGUCCAGGAAAGAGGAAGACUGAAAGGAGGAAUGAGAGAAGUGAUGGUGGGGAAACUGAAUGUUGAGGGAGGUAGAGGAAGGAGGAGAUGAGCAGUGUUAGUAAAUACUGUGUGUUCAGUAGAAGUCAAAGAAUCAUUGUUUAAGGCUUAAAAUUAGAAACAUUUCCAAAUUAAACACUAAGCAAAAUGGAAAUUAGGCUUGUUCUAAAUGCAUCUUUAAUGUAUGAAAGAUGUGUUAAUUGUGGGGGUGCCCAAGUCUGGUGGGGCUGACCCAGGGGUGGGAACAAUGGCAGCUGUCCAGGACCCAGGCUGUGUCCUUGAGGGAGGUGCUGGGCUCCAUGUAUGUGUAUUGUGGGGCAGACAGUCACUGUGGGAUGUCUUCAAAGUCAGCAGUUACAGAAUCAGUUUACUUUGAAUUGUGUUUUCUAAGUAGCUCCUGCUUUGUUUUGUAAAUUAAAUUUUUUUUUUUUUUUACUACCACAGGCUGGCCUACUAAUAGAAAAUGGGUGAUCGACCUCUCAUUUUACCAUAGUGCAAUGUGCCACAGAAAGUUUGGGGGAGGUUUUUAAUGUAAUUGCACUUUGGUUAAUUGGCUUGUACCAAUCCCUGCCUUACAGUCCGUGGAAACCUUCAGGGAGGUCCACUGCUACAAAAAGGUCUUGUCCUAGCUCUCUGGUCUGAUCAGUGCUAUCAGAUGGACAAAUAAGUGUGAAUGUUUUAUAUUGAAAAUGGAUAUGAUACAUUUCUCUUGUUAUGUGUUUUCAUAAAAUGUAGCAUUUUUCUUAUGGAAAUAAGAAUAUCAGGUGUCUCCCCACUUAGGGCAAAUUCAUGCACAUUGCCAUGUCACACCACCAUUCUGAAAAUGACUUCAGUGGAUUUGAAAUGGCACUUUUAAUUUUAUGUAUGACACAGCAUUUAAAUACAAACACUACCAUGAAUUUAAUGUAUAAAAUUUUGUUGUCAAACCAAGGGAAAAAAACCACAGUUCACUGUGUGGAGUUUACUUUUUUUUAUAUGAAUGUUUGUUGUCCUGUGUCUAAGCAUAACUUCCCUAAUGUCAUUACUUUUACAUACCAGAUUUGACUGACCACUAAUGUAGUGCUGGGCAUAACUUAAUAUCCUAUGUUGUAGACAAGACUCUUAAGACUGUCUUGAAUUGCUUUUGUAAAGGUCUGAACACUGUUAAGGAGAAAGCUGAGUAUUUACUUGCCUUUCUGACAAACAUGUUUCUUGUGCCAGUUUUAUUGUUGAAGUAUACUAUUUUUUUUCUUUUUUUAAUUCAGUUUUUUAAAACAAAUAUAUUGUGGCUUCCAAUUACCAGGUUGUCUAGGUAAUGACAGUAAACUGACUGUGGAAUGAUAGUUGUGGUGUAGUGACCAAUAGAUGCCAAACAACUUGUGACCACUCUAAAGGUGGGGUCACUUAAUUCCUGGGAGCAAAAUGAGUAACCUCAGAAACAAGGAAUUCUUGGAAAGGCACAUGCCUAAGGGAUACAGUGUGAUUUUAAAUUUUAAAGCAAAAUUUUAAUUUUAAUUUUUUAUCAUUUGAACUGAUAAGCACUUUUGUGUCAAUAUAAAAUGUACUAAAACUGAUGAAAUGCUAAGACACAUGUCUUGUGAAGGAAGGUUUCUUGGAAACCACUUUUAUUUUCUCAUGACAGGUGGAUGCCCCUAGUAUCAGAAGAAACGAAUACAUAGGGUCAUGUGCUCAGUGGUUGCCAAAGUCUACCAACUUUGGGGAGCUGCAGGGUUCUUUUUGGAGGGUGGGAGGAAGGGAGUUGAUUUUUGUUGUUUUGGGGUUUUCAAGCAUUGGAACCAAAGGCCAAAUAAUAAACAGCCUUUACUUUUUAAGGUAAAAUUUGUUUUAUUUGCAGAGUACACUUGUAUGGUAGACUGUUAAAGACAAUUUUAUGACUAUUUAUACACAUUAUAGUAAUUACAUCUACUGUUUGUCUUUAAAAAAAAAAAAUCAAAGAAAAGCCCAACCUUGAAGAUGUGGCUGAGAUAAAGGCCAUGAAUUGGUCUUUCCUAAAAAUGUAACAGGUAUGCUGCUAGAUUACUUUUAUUUUGUUUGCACUUUUUUUGAUUGGCAUUUUAAAAUCAGUAUUUAAACUGAGGACAUUGUCUUGUUUUAUUAAUUUAAAAAGUUGAAAGUGACUGCUCUGUACAUCAUGACCUUAACAAUGUUGAUGCUGUAAGUGAAAGUUCACUGUUGUCUAUAUACUAAGUUUAUUGAUGUUUUUAACUUAAAAUUAGGACUGCAGAUGAUCCCCCCACCAGCCUUAGUCCAGGGGUGUGGCUCUAUCCGAGUGCAGUAUGCAGUCAUGUGGAACCUUGCUUUCUAGUGCUGGAAAAAGAUGUCUCUAAUUACUGGCUUCAAUAAACACGAAUCCAGACUGCUUACAA
This is a messenger RNA of Carlito syrichta (Philippine tarsier), 4211 nucleotides long. RefSeq names its product dynein cytoplasmic 1 light intermediate chain 2 (gene DYNC1LI2). NCBI's taxonomy places the organism in Eukaryota, Metazoa, Chordata, Mammalia, Primates, Tarsiidae. Bases 47 to 1408 code for a protein of 453 amino acids. The record is from RefSeq and is a predicted model, not a curated record. Gene Ontology annotation, biological process: microtubule cytoskeleton organization; microtubule-based movement. Gene Ontology annotation, cellular component: membrane; cytoplasmic dynein complex; centrosome. Gene Ontology annotation, molecular function: dynein heavy chain binding. The transcript has 12 exons.